This is a messenger RNA of Pelagomonas calceolata, 1205 nucleotides long. Lineage: Eukaryota; Pelagophyceae; Pelagomonadales; Pelagomonadaceae. The record is from the annotation of a GenBank genome assembly.
GCGGCGGACGUCUGGGCCCCGCACGCUGUCGUGGCGUUGGCAGCGGGCGGCCCGGGAGCAGACGCGGUGGCGGCGGCGGUGGUCGCGGCGGCGCGCGCGGGCCGGCUCCACCAACGCGCCGCGGAUGCGCUCGCGUCACAUGAGGCGGCGGCGGCCGCUCUCGCAUUGCGGGGCGCCCUAGCGGCCGUCGUCGGCGCCGCCGCAGCCGAAGCGGCCGCGCGUGCGGCGCCGGCCGCGUCGCGUCAGAACGACGCAGCCGGGUUGGGCGCCUGCCUCGCGCGGGGCGGCGCGGCGGCUGUCGACGCGGCCAUCGUACCCGAGGCGGGGCCCUGCUUCGAGGCAUUCCUCCUCUUUGCGCCACGCGGCGACGCGGCGACGCGUGAGGUCCUGCGGCGGGCGCUCGCAGAAUCGCGCGUCGGCGACCAAAGCUGGUCGGCCUGCGCGCGCGCGGCCGUCGCGCGGCGCGACGCACCACCUGGCACGGCCGCCGUCGUCGCCAGUGUGGAAUCAACCAGUGCGUCGGGUGCACCCAAGAAUUCUUCACAAAGUCAUUCUACACAGGUCGUCGCAGAGGCCGUCGCCGCCGCGUUCGCCUCUGGUAAUGCCGACGCCGCUGCGGCGUGUGUCGCGCAAAUUACGGCGCCAGCGCCGCGUGGCGCGCUUCUGGCGCGCUUCUGGCGCCAGCGGUUCCGCGUGGCGCUCACGCCGAUCCUCUCCGCCGCGCCGCCCAGCGCCGCGCGCGACCGCGCUUUGGUCGCGCUGGCGCGCGGUGCGCCGCCCGCGGUCAUCGUCGAGGAGGCCACAACCCUGGGGGCGGCCGCGGCGCGCGCGCUCGGCGCCGGCAGAGAUGGAAACCAAGCCGCCGCGGCCGCCGUGUUGCUCACGCUCGCGCGCGGCGGCGCCUCUACGGAAGCCGCGGCCUCCGGCGCCGUAAAGGCGUGCGCGGCCGCCGCGUGCGACUCAAACGCGCCGCCCGCCGCCCGCGCCGAUGCCGUCCGCUGCCUCGGCGCGCUGGCUGCGGAAUUGCCACACGCGCGGUUCUACCCGCAUCGAAAGGCAGUCGGGGCAGCCCUCUCUAGCGUCCUGAGCGACGAACGCCGCUGCCUCCGCGCGCUCGCGGCGCGCUCCGGCGAUCGGGGUUUUACCCAGUACUAGGACUUAAGGGCCUGACGCCAAUUGGUUACACCAAAAAAACGCGGAGCAGC